AUGGCGCAAUGCUGGUCCAGAGACUCGAAAAAAAUGUUUUCAGUGUUUGACGAAUCCGGGAUAUUUAUUGCAGUGUGCCGUCAUAGAUUUGUCAUUCUAGCUUGCGACAUGAUAUGGAGCGGAGAAUUAGCAAAAUACCUGCUAGCCAUAAUUGACAAGCUCCUCGCCAUAUACAGGAAAAAAGGUGGCUGUGCUUAUGAUAUUGGAUGCGCAUUUUCAAAGACACUGACCAACAGUUCUUUGGGUAUGCGAGCGUGCAAGUUAGACUUUCAUCUCAUGGUGGGCACGUUCCACGGACAUGCCCAUAACCAUAAGUGCCAGCUAGACUGGCAUCCCAUGUACAUCCCCGGAACCGGACACACUGAGGGUGAAGGGUGUGAGCAUAUCUUCUCGUCAUCAAACGAGCUUCCUCGUAGUAUGAGACACGCAAGUCUAUUCCACCGGCGUCAGACUAUCGAGGAACAUUUCUCAUUCUGGGACACCGACAAGUAUGCAACCCUUAGUGAGUAA
Messenger RNA from Suillus fuscotomentosus, 510 nucleotides. RefSeq lists its product as uncharacterized. Bases 1 to 510 code for a protein of 169 amino acids. The record is from RefSeq and is a predicted model, not a curated record. The transcript has 2 exons. Lineage: Eukaryota; Fungi; Basidiomycota; Agaricomycetes; Boletales; Suillaceae.